This is a messenger RNA of Exophiala mesophila, 3366 nucleotides long. RefSeq lists its product as uncharacterized. Gene Ontology annotation, molecular function: ATP-dependent protein folding chaperone; ATP binding. The transcript is spliced from 4 exons. The coding region runs from base 529 to 2676 and encodes 715 amino acids. NCBI's taxonomy places the organism in Eukaryota, Fungi, Ascomycota, Eurotiomycetes, Chaetothyriales, Herpotrichiellaceae. The record is from RefSeq and is a predicted model, not a curated record.
AGUGAGGUUCCAGCAUCUCGCCAUCUUCGAGAUUCUUCUCUACUCGGUGCCAUCAUUCUCAGGCACUGCCCGACUACAACAACACGUCUGUGCAAUACAUCGAGCGUAGGUUUCAAAUCACCUACUGCACUGCACUGCACUGCACUGCGCCUCAGUGUUGGUAUUGGUAAUAGAACCCAAUCCUCCACAAAGAAUUAGACCCCAAUUCUGCCCUUGACAACCCGGCCAAAACUCAUUGCACAAAUGCGCUACACACCCACCCUUGGGCAACUCUGAACCAGACCGUACCAGACCGUUCCCGCGCUCACUCGCUCACUCGCUCACUUGUGUUUCUCAGCCUCUCCCACUUACUCACCCUCACCCUCUCCACGUCCACACAGACCCUUCAGUUCCUGGGUCACUCCGUCUCACUCUCGCAUCCUCGCGCCACCCUCGCUCCUGCACCUGCAUCUCCAUCUCUCAUUCUUCAUCUGUCGCCAACCCCCUUCCCUCUCCCUUGCUGCUCCCUUUCCUCGACUUGUCGAUGUCAUGAACUCUCGUUUCAAGAGUUUAGGCUUCGGUUCCAAACGCAAGAGCAGUGCCAAUAUCCAAAACAACUCCUCCGCCUCGCCCAACGGUUCCAUCUCCACCACCACCGGUACUCCUCCCCCUCCCAACUCCUCUCAAACCAGCCUGCCUCCCAUGAAUCAGCCUGGCGCUCCUGGUCGUCCUCCCAGUUACCAGUACAACACUGCUGCCGGUCGUCCCCAGAGUCCUAUGCCCCCACCAGGUCAGAAUCAAAUGGCACAUCAUCCAGCUCCCAUAGACACCUCCAGAGGUUAUACUGGUGGUGCUCCGCAACUGCAGCCCCCAGGGUAUGCUGGUGCCUAUGGUCAGCAAGUUCAACCUCCUCAACCUGGUAUGCAGCAACACAUGGCAAAUCAAUAUGGACCACCGCGUCCAGCUGAAGUCGAUGGAGGCGGCCGUAGUAAGGCUCAACUCAUUGUCGGCAUUGAUUUCGGAACCACUUUUUCAGGUGUCGCUUUCGCCUUUGCGACAAACACUGAGGCCAAGGAGGACAUCAUCACCGAGUGGCCUGGUGCUGGAAAUCAAACCAAACAAAAGAUUCCCACCGUACUCUACUACGACCAAUAUCAAAAGGUCGUCGGAUGGGGUCCUGACAUUGCGGACGCCCUUGCCCCUACCGGCUAUCCCAAACCUGGCGUGCAAAAGGUUGAAUGGUUCAAGUUGCAACUCAUGCUCUCCGGAAACACAUAUAUCGAUCCCAUCAACCUUCCCCCCCUACCUCCUGGCAAGUCAGAGAUUGACGUUGCCGCCGACUAUCUCUUCAAACUGCGAGGCGCCAUGAGAGUUCAAUUACAAAAGACUUUGGGUGAAGUCUUUAGCAGAGAAGAACGAAACAUCCGAUAUUUCUUGACCGUUCCUGCCAUCUGGAACGAUGCCGGCAAGGCUGCCACGAGGGCCGCCGCCAUCCAAGCAGGAUUUAUUCGUGAUGAAAAUGACAAUCGCCUCACCCUCAUCACCGAACCCGAAGCUGCUGCAAUGUUCUGUUCCAAAACCGGCCUCCUCAACCUCAAGAUCCAUGACGCAGUUCUUAUUGUGGAUUGCGGUGGUGGAACCGUCGAUCUGAUCGCCUACGAAGUCGAAGAGGAAACUCCUUUUACCGUCGCCGAGUGUACUGCCGGUAGUGGUGACUCUUGUGGCUCAACCGCCCUCAAUCGAAAUUUCUCAAACAUCCUCCGCGCCAAAAUUCGGAAGAUGAAACUACCAGACGGUUCCAAAACUGCCGGACGAGUCUAUGCAAAAUGUAUCAUGGAUUUUGAGAAUCGGAUAAAGGCCGAUUUCCGAAACAACGGCCAGAAAUGGGCUGUCGAUGUUGGCAUCGAGGCUGAAUUCCCCGAAGCCGGUAUCGAGGAAGGCUACAUGACAUUCACCAAUGAAGAAAUUCUGCAGUGCUUCGAGCCUGUGGUCAAUCGUAUCCUGGAACUCGUGCGCAAUCAGAUCAUUGCCAUUCAAGCCCAGAACAGAGCAUUGCAAAAUGUCUUGGUCGUCGGUGGUUUCGGUGCUUCCGAGUAUCUUUUCCAGCAGAUCAGACUCCAUGUUCCCCCUCAGUUCCAGUCGAAGGUGGUACGACCUAUGGACUCUGUUGCAGCCAUUGUCAAAGGCGCUGUUACAGCCGGUAUCACCGAAAGGGUCGUCACCUCCCGCGUUGCCAGAAGACACUAUCUCAUGGCAACAUUGCAGCCCUUCAAGGAAGGACACCAUCCUGAGCAAUAUCGUGUUCCGUCACUCGAUGGAAAGGAUCGCUGCAAAUAUACUCGACAAGUGUUUGUGCAAAAGGGCGAACGAGUCAAGAUUGGCGAACCCGUCAAGGUCUCAUUCUUCCGUCAAGUCGCCCCAGGCGCCACUUUGAUGUACGAGGAUAUUUUGUACGCUUGUGACGAAGAUGUCUGCCCUGAAUAUACCAAAGACCCGCGCAUCAAGGAGGUGGUCACCCUGACGUCGGACCUCUCACGCAAAAACCUCGAAAAGGACUUUGAACGCAUGGAUACGCCACAGGGAACUUUCUACCGCGUCUACUUCGAUAUCUACCUGACCCUGGAUGGCUCGGAAUUCAACGCCGAGUUGGUGUGCCAAGGAGAAGUCAUGGGAAGAUGCAGUGCACGUUUCCGAUAGAUACAGGCCGUUUCGAGGAGAUGUCGCUCGCUCCCACGGGUAGCGGGACAUGCACGUUUACAGAUACGAUACGCGAGUUGGGCUUCGAACCUCGGCCUGGUUUGGACGAUCGUACCUUGGAGAAGCAAGACCAAACUCAUCUCAAGGCUACAUGUCCGAUGAUCGACAUUUUGGACCGGCAUUUCGGCGAGCAGGACGUCCAAGCAUGCAUUGAAGACCCGAAUCAGGCAGCCCGACUCGCGUCGAAGAACAAGGCAGGAUUUUCACCCAAUACAUCAGUGUAGGGAGGUGCCAUUUGGCCACGGGAGAUUGAUGUUUUAUCGUGGUUGGAGAAGCGCCAUGAUGAUCAGAGUUGCUCAUCUUGCCCAGAUCAGUGUCUUGCACCCAGCACUGGAUCGUAACAAGGGUGAUGGCACAAUCCGCCAGAUCGGGGAAGGAGAAUGAGUGGUGAAGAGACAUUAUGAUAGCGAUAGGAUAUGUUUAGAGAUUCAAGCUGAAGAGAUUUGUUCGAAAUCACUCGAAUUUUUCAACGUUUGACGAAUUGCAGCUGUUGUUCAUGGUCCUUACGACGGAAUAAGCCAUAUGUAUUCUUCAAUGCUGUUUCUGAGGAGAUCUCAUGAAGCCCUUGUCCUGUUGAAUGACGACUUUCGAUAAGUACAUAGUAUACAAACAUGUCGAAUUUGAAACUGA